UCUUGUGGUCUCCUCCUCCCUCCUGUUUUGCAGCUGCACUCCUCUCUUAACUUCUCUUUCGCUUGAUUACUCCUUUCUUUGCAGCAACAAUGGCCACAGCUGGUAAGGUCAUCAAGUGCAAGGCAGCAGUGGCGUGGGAGCCCAACAAGCCUCUGGUGAUGGAGGAGAUUGAGGUAGCCCCGCCCCAGGCCAACGAGGUCCGCAUCAAGAUUGUUGCAACUGGGGUGUGCCACACGGACCUGUAUCAUCUGUUUGAGGGUAUGCAUAAAGACGGCUUCCCAGCAGUCCUUGGCCAUGAGGGAGCCGGCAUCGUAGAGAGUGUCGGGCCUGGAGUCAUUGAAUUUCAACCAGGAGACAAGGUGAUUCCUCUAUUCAUCUCUCAGUGUAAGGAAUGUCGCUUCUGUAAAAGUCCCAAAACCAACCAGUGUGAGAAAGGAUGGGCUGCUGAUCGAUAUGAUGUGAUGGCAUCAACAGAAUCCAGGUUUACCUGUAAGGGGAAGAAGAUUCUGCAGUUUAUGGGAACCAGUACCUUCUCUGAGUACACUGUGGUUAACCAGAUGGCUGUGGCGAAGAUCGACCCUGCUGCCCCUCUGGACAAAGUCUGUCUCCUUGGAUGUGGGGUCUGCACAGGAUAUGGAGCCGCCGUUAAUACUGCUAAGGUGGAACCGGGCUCCACAUGUGCUGUGUUUGGCCUUGGAGCUGUGGGUUUGGCUGCAGUCAUGGGCUGCAAGGCUGCAGGAGCCAAGAAGAUUAUCGCUGUUGACAUCAAUCCAGAGAAGUUUGAGAAGGCCAAGGUGUUUGGAGCGACGGACUUUGUGAACCCUAAGGAUCACAGUAAACCCAUCAGCCAAGUGCUGUCUGCGAUGACUAACGGAGGAGUGGACUUUUCUCUGGAAUGUGUCGGGAAUGUGGGAGUCAUGCGCAGUGCCUUGGAGUCCUGUGUGAAAGGUUGGGGUGUCAGUGUGCUGGUUGGCUGGACGGACCUGUACGACGUUGCUGCCCGACCCAUUCAGCUCAUCGCUGGACGCACAUGGAAGGGCUCCCUGUUUGGAGGAUUUAAAGGUAAAGAUGGUGUGCCUCAGAUGGUUAAAGCCUACCUGGACAAGAAGGUGAAGUUGGAUGAGUUCGUCACUCACAACAUGACUUUGGCCCAGGUCAAUGAUGCCAUUGAACUGAUGAAGCAUGGCAAAUGCAUCCGGACAGUCCUGAGCGUUUCUCCACAAUAACAACAUUGUGUUGCUUUCAAUGACACAAAAAUCAUUUAAUAAAGAGAUAUAUCAAAUUACAAACACUAAACAUGCCUGACCGUGAAAACGCAACACUAUACAAUGGAUUACGUGCAGUUUGUGAGAAUCCUGAGCAAUGUUUACUUAACCUGGCAGGCAGUGUUGGAAUUAUAACUGUAUUAAAGUCCAACUGUAAUCAAAUUGUAUUUUUUGUCUGCUACAGCUAUUUGUCCUGUGUUCUCCUUUGAGAAAAAAAUGGAGAAAUUUAUGUUUGGCAGAGUCAGGCUAGCUGUCUUUAUGUUAAGCAGCAGCUACAUAUUUGCUGUACAGACAGGAAUGGUUUUGAUCUUCUCAUCUAACUCAGCAAGAAAGUGGACUAGUGUAUUUCCCAGUAUGUUGAACUAAAGCCUGUUUUCCAAUUUUCCUUUUAAGAAGUUAAUAAAUCUUGAUCUAAUUAAAGCAUGGUGGUAAAAAAAAUAAAUGAAAUAAAAAAAAAAAAAGGGUAAAUAAAGAUUACAUUCAGUUGUGGUGGUUGGUGCUGGUUUAUUCCACACAGGCUCCAGAACUGUGGCCUAGAUUUGGGUAUCUGGGAACUGAUAACAAGUCUCUGCACAUCUGAAUGUCACCCAUGUCGAUAUCAGUAGAUCAUUAAAACUAUUAAAAAAUA
Perca flavescens (yellow perch) is the source of this 1893-nucleotide messenger RNA. RefSeq names its product alcohol dehydrogenase 1. Gene Ontology annotation, biological process: formaldehyde catabolic process. Gene Ontology annotation, cellular component: cytosol. Gene Ontology annotation, molecular function: alcohol dehydrogenase (NAD+) activity; zinc ion binding; S-(hydroxymethyl)glutathione dehydrogenase [NAD(P)+] activity. The transcript is spliced from 9 exons. Lineage: Eukaryota; Metazoa; Chordata; Actinopteri; Perciformes; Percidae. The record is from RefSeq and is a predicted model, not a curated record. Bases 90 to 1226 code for a protein of 378 amino acids.